GACCGCUUAUAUCGGUCCUGAGUGGAGGAACUUCUGAGAGUCUCGCCGCCUGGAGUCUAAAUCAGGUGCCAGGUUCCUCGGCAACUCCCGAUCAUUUCAACGUCAAAACAGAGACCGACAACCAACAGCCUAAUCUCAGAAUCCUUGGGAUUUAUUACCUUCAACAUCUCCGGGAUAGUUACAACCGAUUGGAAUGGCUUUAGGUGGUGCGACCAACUCUGCGCCAACCACAGAAAAGCCAGCCUGGGGAAGAGUCCUGAUUUGUGGUGGUAUCGACUGGGCAAAUUUGGGCAGGUCAAGGAAAGCUGGAGCAUCUGCCGCAAAAGCAGAAUCCGAGUUCCCAGAUAUUCUCCAACCUUGUAUUCUUCGUUCUUUGGCCAAUAUAAGGGCUGUCUCUAUUCACACAUCGCAUAGCGCAUGUCAUGCAGUAGUUCUGGAUAUCUAUGGGACCGCUUUUCUUUUUGGGCGCAAUGCUUCAUCCUGCCUUGGGCUUCCGUCUUCGACGUCCGCCAUAACUUCAGAACAAACACCACGACGACUCCGGCCAGUGCAAUGUGGAGCUUCCAAGAACUCAAUCAAAUUCAUUAAUGCUGCAUGUGGAAGGGCUCACACGCUUCUGAUUGACGAUGCCGGAGAUCUGUGGACGGCUGGAAUUAAUACAUUAGGGCAGUGUGGUCAUCCUCCCCGGCCGGAGGUUACAAGCUUCAAAAAAGUUUCGGGACCCUGGCUUAAAACAACUCCUCCCGAUAAAGUUGUUGCGGCAUCUGCUGGAAUCACGUUUUCGAUCGUACUUACCGAAUCUGGAAAAGUUUAUAGUUUCGGUUCGGCGGAAAUGGGCCAGCUCGGGAACGGCCGUACUGGCGAGCACAUCAGCACGGGGAACAAAACUGCCUUCGAUGUAGAGCACGAACCCAUCCGAAUUAAAGCCUUCGAGGGAAAGAAAAUAGUCCAGAUCGCUUCUGGGCAGCAGCACAGCAUUGCUUUGGCCGAAGAUGGGAAUGUCUACGUGUGGGGAACUGGAGGUUAUUGCAGAACGGGGCUUGGAAAUCCGAAAGAUCACCUGGUUCCUGUCCCAGUGCCCAAGUUUAGUCAAGAACUUGUGUUGAGGGGCGAGCAAGUUAUGGCCGGUCCGACGAGCUCUGUCGUGGUGGACCGUCAAGGGAUAUAUUGGCUGGCUGGGAAGUGGAAGACAUCAGGAGAUGGAUCCUCAGGGCAACCGUAUUCCAAUUUCAGACUUCUCCAAGAUAUAAUGGGAUGUCGGAUCCUGGGCGGUGCAUGUGGCGGGGUCACCCACUUCUGUUUCACUCCUAGUGAAGACGGCUGUGUCAUGACCAUCGGCUGGGGCCAGGGCGCAAAUAACUGCGAGCUGGGGUUAGGCGAUGGCCAACCGAAGAGCGCCACAAAGCCAGUGGAGAUCACAACUCUCAAAGGCAUUGACGUUUUCCAGAUUGCCGCGGGAGCGCACACAUCAUUUUUCCUUGCACGACCCAAUCAAGCUCUCAGUGACUUGGACAGAUAUCCCGAGGUCGAGCCCUCUGAAGAUUGCCAAGUAUGCCGCAAGAAUGAAGGAGAUGGGUCAGACCUCCUAGAGUGUGAAAAGUGUGAGAACCCGUAUCACCUCCACUGUCUUGAUCCACCCUUGAGCACCGUGCCCGACGGGGAAUGGUUUUGCGCGGAGUGUGAGGCAGAUUCCGAUAGCCGCGGAGUUAACUCCACGGAUAGCAUCGAUAGUGAGAGUCAAUCUUCCGCGCCUAGGAAACGAGGCCGGCCUCGCAAAAACGUGAAUGUGUCGGAGGACGAAGAAGAGGACGAGGAGGAUGAAGAUGGGGAUGAGGAUGAGGAGCCGGCGAAUAAGAAAUAUCGGAAGCAAGUCAAAGGUAAUAAAAGAAGGCGAUGAGCUCUUCAUCCCAAUGAUACAUUUCUGUAUUUCGUAUUGCGCUGUUUUACCUUCAUCUUUUUCUCUCUAACUGUUCACCUUGGGUUAAUAUGUAAUUUGCGUGUUGCCACUUGUUGUGCACCCCCGUUCAUCUUGAUAAUAAUAAUAUCCCUUCACAG
This is a messenger RNA of Cantharellus anzutake, 2055 nucleotides long. RefSeq names its product regulator of chromosome condensation 1/beta-lactamase-inhibitor protein II. NCBI's taxonomy places the organism in Eukaryota, Fungi, Basidiomycota, Agaricomycetes, Cantharellales, Hydnaceae. The coding region runs from base 194 to 1897 and encodes 567 amino acids. The record is from RefSeq and is a predicted model, not a curated record. The transcript has 15 exons.